This is a messenger RNA of Auanema sp. JU1783, 861 nucleotides long. The record is from the annotation of a GenBank genome assembly. Lineage: Eukaryota; Metazoa; Nematoda; Chromadorea; Rhabditida; Rhabditidae.
AUGGAGCGAAAAAUCAAGCUAACAAUCAAAAACAUAAUGGAAGGAUCACAAAAAUUCGAAGUAGACUUGCCAUCUUCGGCCAGUGUAGCAGAUUUGAAGAUGGCAAUAUUUCUUCGAACACAAAUCUCUUCGUCGGAUCAAGCUUUGAUCUAUCGCAAAAAUCAGCUAACGCCAGACGAAAGUUUACUUCAAAGCUUCGGAAUAACUAACAACUCGAUUAUAACAUUGAAUGCUGUAGUGACUACUGGAAGGAGAAACACUAACAGCCCAUCUGAUCACAUUCUGGAAGUCAUUGCUCAUCUGCUAUCGCGAGAUAAAAAGUCCAAACUGAGCAUCGUGGAUUCUAAAUCUUCUAAACGAAAAAACAGAAAGAAGCAGAAGCAAGCAGAUGAAUUACAACCAACGUCGAUGGAUUCGGAUUUAUCUGAAAAGCGGAAUAGUCGCCAUGAAUCUAUUGACACAAUAUCUUCAAGUAAAAACUGUACAGACGAUUCAUCUAAAGCAUCUUUGAUAUCAUCCAAUGACAUCUCCAACAUAUCCGACAAUGGAAGUUCAAUUCGUACUUCCGACGAUCUCUCUACGGACAUGUCUGUUGUUUCAAUGGAUAUAAGCGAAGUUAAAGAUAGUUCGAGUGAUAGCUUGAAACUAAAAUGCAAAUGUCAGCUAAAAAAAUGUGGGAAAAGGCUAUCUUUAACUGAACAAACGAUGACUUGUCGAUGUGAAAAAUCUUUUUGUUUGAAGCAUCGAGGGCCAGAAAGUCAUCUAUGUCCUAUUGACUACAAGCAAUUAGAACGAGAGAAGUUGCGAAAGGAUAAUCCGAAAGUCGACUCACGCACAUGCAACAAAAAUUUGAAUUGGUAG